Messenger RNA from Micropterus salmoides (largemouth bass), 1951 nucleotides. Its product is annotated as sphingosine kinase 1-like. The coding region runs from base 141 to 1901 and encodes 586 amino acids. The record is from RefSeq and is a predicted model, not a curated record. Gene Ontology annotation, biological process: negative regulation of apoptotic process; cellular response to growth factor stimulus; sphingosine biosynthetic process. Lineage: Eukaryota; Metazoa; Chordata; Actinopteri; Centrarchiformes; Centrarchidae. The transcript has 6 exons. Gene Ontology annotation, cellular component: cytoplasm; intracellular membrane-bounded organelle; membrane.
GUGUGGCUUUUAUUUUGAAAUAUAACCGGAUAAGGUGCGUUUAAUUCCGUUCCACUUGACACCGGUCAGAGCAAGAGGCAAGUCGCAGUCCUGUAGCCUGCACUGUACUGCUUGCGCCAUCCAGGCGGGUAGCGAUGUGAAUGUGUGGCUGCUGCUUUAUCCCGGACCCCCCGCGUCACGGUCUUGGGAUGGAACGAAGGAGAGCAGAACCAGACACCGGCACCAACCCAGUGUCCUUGUACGGGGAAUACACGGUCAAUGGUAACCGAAAAGUCAGGUGUGCUCUGAGUUUGACCGACAGAGACCUCCUCGUCCAGCGGCUCACUUCGACACCUGUCGGGCGGAACAAGGUGGUGCUCAGCCUGGAGGACUGCGUCGGCUGCCGUGCUUACCGGGAAGAUGACACCGCGGACCCGGCAGCGUACUUCGCAGCCUACUUCUACCCGCUGAAGCGGCGCUGGAUGAGUUCCGGGGUGUACCGGCAGAGAGUGGAGCAGUGCUUUCGGUUCGACGCGCUGCAGGACCCGCGCGCCAACCUGGAGGAAGCGGAGAAGUGGGCUCGCGCUGUCCAAGAACGCUCUGCCCGGCAACAGUACCUAAGAGAAGGGGUGUUGAUGAGCAAGUUGCCUCGUCCGUGCCGGAUGAUGCUGCUGGUGAACCCACAGAGCGGGAAUGGACAGGCACUCAUGCUCUACAACAACCACAUCCAACGAAUGCUCAAUGAGGCGGGAGUCCCAUACACUCUGUUUAUCACCGAGCGGCAAAACCACGCCCGAGAGCUCGUGAGGGAGGCCGAUCUGUCACAGUGGGACGCUUUAGUCAUCAUAUCUGGAGACGGACUUCUGUUUGAGGUGAUAAAUGGUCUGUUGGAGAGACCAGACUGGGAGGAGGCCAUUCGGACCCCAUUGGGUAUUCUUCCUGGUGGAUCAGGCAACGCCUUGGCUGCAUCCAUCCAUAACUACUCUGGCUGUGAGCCCUCUGACAGCUCCCAGGUCUGUGCCAAGUCAUGGAAAGCCUCGCCGGUGUGCAGUGAGGAGCUCCUGGUCAGCUGUGGUUUCCUUCUCUGCAAAGGGCUCGUGUCCCGUAUGGACCUGGUCUCCAUCCAUCUCUCCUCCAGCCCUCGUCUCUUCUCCUUCCUCUCGCUGGCCUGGGGCUUUGUAGCGGACGUGGACAUAGAGAGCGAGAAGUAUCGCCACGUCGGCGCUGCUCGGUUCACCAUUGGCACACUGGUGAGGCUGGCUUGUCUCCGUGUCUACAGGGGCAAGCUGGCCUACCUGCCCGCCACAGAGGGCCACAACAACGACGGGGGUUUGAGAAAUAACAUGACACCGCACUGCAAUAAUCAGGCCUCCUCCCUGGGUCCAGCCCCCCUGCUGGGUCACCCGUCCAGAGACUCUCCCUGCCAGAACACCUUUCACAACUCCUGCCACUCCAACAACUCCCUCAAAGGGAGGACGACAGAGAGUGCGCCUUCUCGGAGCGCCACCAAAUCCCUCACCGGCCCGCCUGACUCACUGCUGCUGCCUCUGGACCAGCCGCUGCCCGACAACUGGGUGGUGGUGCAGGAGGAAGACUUUGUCCUGGUGCUGGCCAUGUACCAGUCCCACCUGGCGGAGGACCUGCUGGCGGCACCAGACGCCACAUUGGACGAUGGCCUCAUCCAUCUUCUCUACGUUAGGGCGGGAAUAUCACGCGCUGCGCUGCUGAGGCUGUUCCUAGCUAUGGAGAAGGGCGCACAUCUGGCUACUAACUGUCAACAUCUGGUGUACACUAAAGUGCGGGCACUCAGGCUGCAGCCUUAUUCACCUAAAGGGAUAAUCACCGUCGACGGAGAAGUGGUGGAAUAUGGGCCGUUGCAAGCGGAGACACACAGAGGCCUGGCGAGAUUAAUCACUGGAUGAACUGAGCAAACAUCUCUGCUGUUAAGGCCCAAUAAAAACAUUUUCACAAU